AUGAACGAUGAACAAUAUCUCAGUCACUUUCGGAAUAUUAAUUACUAUGAACUGCUGGGAGCUGCUGAACCACUUUGCCGUUACCUGAGGGAUAAUCAACAGGAAACUGAUAAAUUUUAUGUGACUUGGGUUGAGUCUUCUGAAGGCAAAGCGGAUAUUUUUGUGCUCUGCUGCCAGCAGUGCCCAAAGAUGCGCAAUAAGGCGGAGUUACAAAUCCUACUGAAAUCGGAAUAUCUCAUUCGGCGCUUUGCUAUCACUCACUCGUAUCCAAUGGACAAAGGAGGACAAAUGCUUGGCAGUGAAAUCCAUUUUGAAACAUAUCGAAGAAGAAAUGUCAAUCAGAUGGAAACUUGCUACGACGAAAAUUAUCGGAAGGUAACGGUGAUUAUUUACUAA
This is a messenger RNA of Gongylonema pulchrum, 396 nucleotides long. Lineage: Eukaryota; Metazoa; Nematoda; Chromadorea; Rhabditida; Gongylonematidae. The record is from the annotation of a GenBank genome assembly.